AUGGUGGGUUUCACCUUAAGCCUUUCACUUGUUCCUUCCCAACUUGCGCUCUUCCUCAUCCUCUCCGUCCACCGUUCCUUUGACUCUGCUUCCCGCCCUUCUGUCCGGUUUCCACUUCCCUUCAAGCCGCUUCUCUCAAUAACCACAUCUACCAUGGACGCUGGAUUCAAGAUCGGCAUUGAACUGGAACUUUUACUCGACCCAAAACGAAGAAACAACAAGGACUUCGCAGACCUGGACGAUUUCGCUCAAUUUAUUACGCGACCCAUUGCAAUGCUGCGCGCUGUCCCGCACCUCGAAUGA
This is a messenger RNA of Penicillium canescens, 303 nucleotides long. RefSeq lists its product as uncharacterized. Lineage: Eukaryota; Fungi; Ascomycota; Eurotiomycetes; Eurotiales; Aspergillaceae. The transcript has a single exon. The coding region runs from base 1 to 303 and encodes 100 amino acids. The record is from RefSeq and is a predicted model, not a curated record.